Molecule: messenger RNA, 1011 nt
Organism: Fraxinus pennsylvanica
Lineage: Eukaryota; Viridiplantae; Streptophyta; Magnoliopsida; Lamiales; Oleaceae
Source: the annotation of a GenBank genome assembly
AUGCCAAAGUCUCUUCCUCAAAUUACAGUGAAAUCGGAUUUGAGUGUCUCCACCACAUUUCAAGACGAGAUUCAUGUGGCAGCCACCUAUUUGCGCCUCAUUAAGGUUGGCUUAAUUUUAUUGAUUACCCAUCAAAAAAACUGUAUUGCCUUUAAGAUUUCUAGAUUUGUAAGAGAUGGAAGUGGGGAAGCUUUUUGUGGAAGCGAUCCCUCAACAAUGACAUGUUGCAAGCACGAGUUUCAUCUUCAAUGCAUCCUUGAAUGGUGCCAGAGAAGCUCCCAGUGCCCAAUGUGUUGGCAGUCUAUCAGCCUGAAGGAUCCCAGCAGCCAGGAGUUGCUUGAUGCCGUGGAGCAGGAGAGAAAUAUGCGGAUGAAUCCACCUAGAAACACAGCUACAUUUCAUCAUCCAGCCCUGGGAAACUUCGAAUUGCAGCAUUUACCAGUUAGUGCAAGUGACUCUGAACUUGAAGAGCGCAUCAUUCAGCACUUAGCUGCUGCUGCUGCGAUGGGAAGGGCUCGUCAGCUUGCCAGGAGGGAAGCCAUGAUAGCUAGCUCGAAUUCACCAUUUAUUACACUUGGAGAAGAUUCUGCACAGAUUAUUACCCCACGAUCUUCCUCCCAAGCUGACCACAUCACCACCACAGCAUCGGGAUCAGGUGCCGUUGCUAAUCAACUUGGAACUUCCUCGAGCAAUAGGAGAUCUCCUGCUCAGACUUCCCCCAAUAGUCAAGAUAGAGCUGGACCAUCAGAUUUCCAGUCAUUCUCGGAGUCUCUGAAAUCUCGACUGAAUGCAUUAUCUGUGAGAUACAAAGAGUCCAUAACAAAGAGCACAAGAGGCUGGAAGGAGAGAUUGUUUGCUCACAACAGUUCAAUGCCUGACCCUGGCACUGAAGUUCGUAGAGAGGUUGACCCAGAUACAGUGGAACUCGAGACUGUAGAGAUGGGUGGAAACUCUCAUUUGACCGAGAUUGAAACACCACCUCCUUGUGCUGCUAGUUCAGCAUCAAACUAA